Messenger RNA from Plasmopara halstedii, 790 nucleotides. RefSeq names its product Transcription activator, osmotic-stress induced. The record is from RefSeq and is a predicted model, not a curated record. The transcript has a single exon. NCBI's taxonomy places the organism in Eukaryota, Oomycota, Peronosporomycetes, Peronosporales, Peronosporaceae. The annotation marks the transcript as partial.
AUGCGAUGUGUAUCGACCUCUCUACUUGUUGACUGCAUUGCCCCUACCAUAAAGCAAGUUCUCGGCGAGUCAGUGUCAAGGACACUGGCACUUCCUCUACUAUGGGCAUCUCUCUCACCAGAAGGUAGCAUCGUGCAGAAUGUCAUUCCAUCUUCAUUGAAGACGCGAGUCAUUGAAGCUUACCGUGGCGCUGGAGGUGAUCCAGACGUGAAUCCAGUUGAGCGCAUCGGAUUCCAUGUUGCCGGGGAUGGUGCGCAGUUGCAGUUGAUUGAGAUUCGUGAGGUUGAUGAUGCGACGAUGAAUUCAGCUGGCUCCGGUCAUGGCAGUAUUAGUGCUGAUGGGCAAAGGAAGGAGUUCGCAGCGCUGCAUGCUCAUCUCUUUGGCCUGUAUCGGAAGGUGGAUGAAGUGAUGCAUGAGCUUCUUCGUCUCAGAAAUGACUUUCAGCACAUGGACCACCGCAAUCAAGCCAAUCUCCGUCGCAUCGCUCUGCAGCCUGUGGUUCGAACCGUUGCUUCGAUUCCCACGGCAACACCCAGCGCAAGUCGUGCACCAGACAGUCACCAUACAGCUGCCAGACUGUGUAAGCGCCCGAGAGAUUUGUUUGAGCUGUGGCACGAGUAUGAAUUCGGAUGCGGUGGAUCAAAGCCAGCCAAGGAGUUCACAUCAAAGGAGCGUGGGGCCGAAAAAUCCAAGUUCUGUCGACGUAAAGCAUUCUGGGAUGUCGUUGGUAAACUUGUUCGUGCGGGCUACACCAGUGAUGUAGCAAUCGACAAAGUUUAUGCUGCUUACG